Rhodamnia argentea is the source of this 1507-nucleotide messenger RNA. Its product is annotated as rhomboid-like protein 14, mitochondrial. The transcript is spliced from 2 exons. Bases 236 to 1222 code for a protein of 328 amino acids. Gene Ontology annotation, molecular function: serine-type endopeptidase activity. Gene Ontology annotation, cellular component: membrane. Lineage: Eukaryota; Viridiplantae; Streptophyta; Magnoliopsida; Myrtales; Myrtaceae. The record is from RefSeq and is a predicted model, not a curated record.
UGAUCCUCCGAAGAAGCAACGCGAGCAGAGGAAAAGCAAGAAGCAGAAGGGCGAAGACACUUCUCGAAUCUUCUCCCCGUCCUCUUUCUUCUUCCCCGAAGCAAUCGAACCGACUGCUCCCUGCUCCCUUCCGUUUGCGAUUGAUCCUCAGACGCUCUCAGAAUCGAAGCCCGAACCCCACAACACCUUGCGAGCCCAGGAAGGCUUCGCCGCCGACGGUCGGAGAGAGGAGACGAUGGACCGGAGAGGGAGGUCGCGAGGGAUGAUUCCGCUCCUCGCCGUCCACGCUGUGAGCGAGUACUACAGGCUCGAGAGGAAGCCUCCUGUCACCGCCGGCCUCCUCGCCGCCAACACGCUCGCUUACUUGCGGCCCGGCGCGCUCGAUUCGCUUCUCCCUCCCAUCGACCAAGUCUGGUUCAAUCCUCACCUCAUUCUCAAGUACAAGGACCCGAGGCGCUUCUUUUUAUCAGCAUUUUACCACAUGAAUGAGUCUCACCUGGUAUACAACAUGCUGUCAUUAUUAUGGAAGGGAAUUCAGCUGGAAAGUUCGAUGGGAAGUGCUGAAUUUGCAUCCAUGGUUGCUGCAUUAUUAGCGAUGUCCCAAGGAAUAACUCUAAUGCUUGCGAAAUCCCUUCUCAUUUUCUUCGAUUAUGAAAAGCCUUAUUACUCAGAAUUUGCUGUUGGAUUUUCUGGUGUCCUCUUUGCCAUGAAAGUUGUCUUGAAUUCACAGUCCGAGAACUACACGUAUGUGCAUGGGCUGGUCGUUCCUGCACGCUAUGCUGCAUGGGCUGAAUUGGUUCUGAUUCAAAUGUUUGUGCCGGGCGUUUCUUUUCUUGGACACCUUGGUGGGAUACUUGCCGGCAUUCUUUAUCUGCGUCUAAAGGGUAUGUACUCAGCUCCGGAUCCACUUACUCUGGUUAUCAGAGGCAUUGGUAGUGUGCUGAGAUGGCCAUUGAGGUUUAUGCGGUCGUUGUUCGGAUUCCGUCGUCGUCGGAUUUCUGGUAGAGGAACAGUGGGUAGAAAUCAAAGACGAUGGACUGAGCCUGGAGUUUGGAGAUGCGAUGCUUGUACCUACGAUAAUUCCACCCAGUUAAACGAAUGUGAGAUGUGUGGGACUAGCCGGAGUAUUAGCAGGUCCCGUACACCUCCAUCUUCCAGGUAUUCUGAGGAUCUUCCCCUGGACGAGUUGCGCCGUCGGAGAGUCGAAAGGUUUGGGAGAUGAUACUGUCACUUGUGAAGGGCGGAUCGUCAGUAAGUUUUGGGAAAGGAGGUGGUCGGAUCUGAAGCACGAUGCACUUUUGCUGACACUGUAUAGUUCCGUGAUCGUCGCACAUAGAUGUGUUGCCUCGACCGUUGAUGUCGGGUUGCAUAUGCAGUUGAUUUUCAGUGUUGUACACUUCCAGAUUAUGAUAAUAACGUACAUCUAGCUGCAAAGAAGCUUCAAUUGUUGGCAAGUUUCAGGAUAAGAUUGCUUUUGUUGGUGAUUAAGAGCUGAUAAUUGAUUCUC